Messenger RNA from Phymastichus coffea, 1913 nucleotides. Its product is annotated as sodium-coupled monocarboxylate transporter 2-like. Lineage: Eukaryota; Metazoa; Arthropoda; Insecta; Hymenoptera; Eulophidae. The transcript is spliced from 9 exons. The coding region runs from base 55 to 1821 and encodes 588 amino acids. Gene Ontology annotation, biological process: transmembrane transport; sodium ion transport. Gene Ontology annotation, cellular component: membrane. The record is from RefSeq and is a predicted model, not a curated record. Gene Ontology annotation, molecular function: symporter activity.
GAUUGAUACUGCAAGAUAUUUAAGUAAAAAAGAAUAAAAUAAAUAGAAAAUAAAAUGGAUCCUCGUUCAAGUACCGUACUGACUAUUAUUCAAGAAAUGCCUCAAUUAACAUUUGGAUGGACCGAUUAUACUUUGUUCGCCGGAUUGCUUGGCAUGAGUCUAAUAAUAGGAUUUUAUUUUGGAUUUUUUAGUAAACAAGAUAGUGCCUCUGAGUAUUUAUUCGGUGGAAAAAGUAUGGCAUAUCUUCCAGUUGCAGUAAGCAUUAUUGCAAGCUAUUUAUCAGGGAUAACUUUUAUAGGUUAUCCUACAGAGGUUUAUUAUCAUGGAGCAAUGAUGAUUAUAUCCAUGGGUACAGCGGUGAUCACUAUGCUUACGACAGUUCAUAUUUUUUUGCCUGUAUUCUACAAUCUUCAAAUUGUCAGCAGUUACGAAUACCUUGAAAUGCGGUUUUCAAGGAAACAUAGACAAUUGGCAUCUUUAUUAUAUACCAUUUCUUUGUUACUGUACAUACCGAUCGUGGUUUAUGUGCCUUCACUUGUAUUUGCUCAAGUCACCGGUUACGGUGUCCAUUUAAUAGCUCCAAUUUUUAGCUUUGUUUGUAUAACGUACACAUCUAUGGGUGGAGUAAAAGCGGUAGUAUGGACAGAUACUAUUCAAUUCAUUUUCACUCUCGGAGGUUUUUUUACGAUAUUAAUUAUUGGAAUCAAUUAUGUUGGUGGUGUAUCAAGAGCAUUUGAAAUAGCAUCGGAAGGAAGAAGAUUAGAAAUUAUAGACUUUGACCCAAGUCCACUUAAAAGAUAUUCAUUUUGGGGGAUGACCCUUGGAAUGUAUUUCUCGAGUCUUAGUCGCUAUACAAUAGCUCAAAAAUUUGUUCAGAGAUUCUUAACUAUCAAACAGGAACAAGAUGUUAAAAAAGCAGCAUAUUUAACCGGUGCUGGUGUUAUAUUUCUACAAUCGUGCUGUAUUUUGUAUGGAUUGCUUGUAUAUGCAACGUAUCAUAAUUGCGACCCUCUCACAACUCAUCUAAUUAAGCAAGCUGACCAAAUAGUACCAUAUUAUGUCAUGGAUAUUGUCGGGCACAUACCCGGUCUACCUGGAAUUUUUCUAGCAGGCCUCGUUAGUUCUGCACUGUCAACUAUGAGUGCAAGCUUAAAUUGUCUUUCAGGAAUGAUUUAUGAAGAUUUUCUAGACGGUUGGAUUGCUGAUAGUCCCAAAAAAGAUGCAAAAUCAGCCAACAUUAUGAAAUUUCUUUCAGUGAUGAUUGGUUUAAUAACAGUAGCACUAAUUUUUUUAAUUGAACGGCUUGGCACGAUCUUUGAAAUGUCUCAGACUUUGAGUACUGCAGUCGAUGGACCACUUCUUUCAUUCUUCAUUCUUGGCAUUUUAGUGCCAUGGGUUGGCAAAAAAGGUGCAAUCACAGGCGGAUGUGCUUCCAUAGUCUUUAUGACUUGGCUUCUUGGUGGCAUGCAGUGGCAUAUUUUUCAUAAACGCAUCGUCACGUCGAAUUUACCUUUAUCAACACAAAAUUGUUCGUUUCCCUUCAAUGAAUCUGUGAAUGCAGAUGUGUAUCAAACUACUCCAAUUUCAACUAUCACUUCUGAAGAUGAGCCAUGGAUCAUUUUUAGAAUAUCUAUGCUUUUUCUUCACCUUAUAGGGACCACUGUUGCCAUAAUAGUUGCAGUUUUAACGAGUAUAAUUACAAAAGAAACUAACAUGACAGAUGUUGAUCCAAGACACGUUUCACCACUUGUUAGAAGAUUUUUACCAGACAAAAAAUAUACAGAAGUUCCUUUGAAAGAAAUCAAAAAAGAGAAAGAUUAAAUAUCAUAGGACGUAUUCUUGUCAAACGAACUUGUCGUUAUAACACAUGUCAUGAGAAAUUAUUUGUAAGAAAAAUGAGCCAUGAAAACAAA